Molecule: messenger RNA, 948 nt
Organism: Lentinula edodes (shiitake mushroom)
Lineage: Eukaryota; Fungi; Basidiomycota; Agaricomycetes; Agaricales; Omphalotaceae
Exons: 2
Coding region: 1-948 (315 amino acids)
Source: RefSeq, a predicted model, not a curated record
AUGUACGCCCCAUCUUCCAUCUCAUAUAUCAAAGCUGAGAACGCAAAAUUUCGCUCUCCGUACCUCCCUGUCGCGGUCUUCGUCGGUGGAACCAGUGGAAUAGGUCGAGCAAUCGCUGAGGCAUUCGCUCGGCAUACCAAAGGCAACGCCCACAUCAUUAUCGUCGGUCGAAACCGCGCAGCAGCUGAAUCUAUCAUCGCCUCGUUCCCUUACCCUACAACCGAGCCCCUUUCUGUUCAACCUAAACACGAGUUUAUUCAAUGCGAUGUUUCGCUAUUGAAGAACGUUCGCCAAGUUGCGAAAGACAUCCUUGCUCGACAUGAUAAGAUUAACUUCCUCGUGCUCUCUCCCGGUGUGUUGAGCUUCGCCAGAGAUGAUAUCACUGAGGAUGGUGUAGAGCGCAGUGCGGCGUUGGUUUAUUAUUCUCGAUGGAAGUUUAUCUAUGAUCUUACUCCGGCAUUGACAAAGGCCCGGGAAGAGAACGAGGAUGCGAAGGUGCUCUCAGUGUUGUCAGCUGGAAAUGGCGGAAAGAUUGAUUUGGGUGACUUGCCUUUGAAGAAGGCAUCCACCAUUACUGCAAUAAAGUCAAUGAUGACUUACAACGAUAUCAUGAUGGAUGGUUUUGCCUCCCGCUUUCCCUCAGUCUCCUUCGUUCAUUGUUACCCCGGAUACGUUCGCACACCCAUAGGAUCAAACUCCCCCUCCUUCCUCAUCCGAACCCUCUCUUUCAUCACCAACUCCUCAUUCAGUCCUUUAUUCUACCUCGCAAUGUCACCCGAGGAUUGUGGAGAAUAUCAACUGUACGGGAUUCUGUAUACUGCAUCGACACCGGGUGCUUGGAGGAUUGGGAAAUAUGGGAAUCAUAUCGGGAAGAAGGGAUAUUACGGAGACGAUAAUGCGAGAGAUGUUCUGUGGGAGUAUACCCUUGAAGUUACGGGUUCCAAGUGA